This is a messenger RNA of Drosophila grimshawi, 1293 nucleotides long. It is a transcript of the gene Syx16, whose product is annotated as syntaxin-16. Gene Ontology annotation, cellular component: membrane; endomembrane system; SNARE complex. The record is from RefSeq and is a predicted model, not a curated record. The transcript has 3 exons. Gene Ontology annotation, biological process: intracellular protein transport; vesicle-mediated transport; vesicle fusion. Lineage: Eukaryota; Metazoa; Arthropoda; Insecta; Diptera; Drosophilidae. Bases 109 to 1173 code for a protein of 354 amino acids. Gene Ontology annotation, molecular function: SNARE binding; SNAP receptor activity.
UUUUUCCCAUACAAAUAGCAAAUAAAUAAAAUGUAAAUUGUUUAGAUAGGUGUUAGCUAAAGAAAUUAAUACAAAAAACAAGGCUCACGGUACUCACCUGUCCUCACCAUGACGUCACGCAACCUGACGGAGGUCUUCAUUAUCAUGCGUAACAAUGCCAGCAAGAAUCGCAAUCAUUAUGACGAUCGGCGUGGCAGCGACUCGGAGCGUCUGCUCAAGCACACUGUGCGCGAGGCCGAGGAGGGACUGGAGUUGCAGGAUGAGUACGGUACGCCGCCGGUUUGGCUCGACAAAUUCGAGGAGGCGCAGUACACAAUGUCCAAAAUUAAACCCAAAUUGGAUGAGCUGGGGUCGCUGCAUGCGCGCCACUUGCUGCGCCCCACCUUCGAUGACCAAAGAGAUGACGAGUGCGAGAUUGAGGUGUUAAGCCAGAUCGUUGCCAAACUCAUCGCCAGCACCCACCGGCACAUACAGUGCGUCCGCUCCAGCCUGGGCAUGGGCAGCAAAGUGGAGCAACGCUUAACUGCCAAUGCGGUGCACUGUGCCCUGCUACAGCUCCAAGAUCUGACAAUAAAAUUCCGGAGUAGUCAAAAUGCCUAUUUGUUGCAGCUCAAUUCGCGCGAGGAGCGUUCCCAAAAGUACUUUGACAACAAUGAAUUCACCAAUGUGGAACUGGGCGGCGGCCAUAACGAUGAGCCGGCGAAUUUUGUCGACUCCUUUGACAAUUUUCUGCAGCCACUCGAUGGGUCAGUCAUUGGUCGUGGCAAGAGCACGGCGAGCACAUAUAUCUUUGAGGACGAUGACCAGGAGAUCGAUGAUCAUUUCAAGAAACCCGUCGCCAAUCGAAUGACCCAGCAGCAGUUGCUGCUCUUCGAGGAGGAGAACACGCGAAAUGCACAACAUCGCGAGCAGGAGGUGACCAAAAUCGUCAAGUCCAUCUACGAUCUCAACGACAUAUUCAAAGACCUGGGCCACAUGGUGCAGGAGCAGGGCACCGUCCUGGAUCGCAUCGAUUACAACGUGGAACAGACGCAGACACGCGUCUCCGAGGGAUUGCGGCAAUUGCAGCGCGCCGAAUUGUACCAGCGCAAGAAUCGCAAAAUGUGCAUCAUUCUCGUCCUGGCGGUUGUCACCUUCCUCAUGCUCUUGCUGCUGAUUCUAACCAAGCUGUAGUUUCGGCCCAAUUCCCUUCCAAAUGGGCCCCAGCCAGCAGUUUUUCCAUUAUUGCGUGUUGUUUCGUGUGUACAUUGUAAUUGUGUAAUGUAAAAUAUACGUUUUAUUUAUUUAUUACUA